AGUUUGUAAGUGGUCAAUUUUGAUUGAGGCCUCAAUCUUACCUUGAAUGAAGUCCAAUUUUUUUUGGAGACUACCCAUACCGUAAUUACUGGAUUCAAAUUGCUCUUAAGCCUUCUUGCUAAUUUGAAACUCUUCUUGAACAAAGUUUCCUAUACUUUGGAAUUGUAGACUGUGCCCCGCCUUGUGGAACACAUUCAGAUAUUGCUAAACUGGAGCAAACUUCCUUAAAAACCAAGAAUCAUUUUGUCUAAGGCUACAUCUAUGGACGAUUCCUGUUCCAGCAUUGAAAUGAGAUCAAGCUCCUCAAACCUUUCUAUAAUCAACAGCCAAUGUUCAUCUUUGAACUUGAAGUUGACCAGACCGACCUUUUUGCCUGGUCUUGCUCUAGAGCACGCCGGCUUUUGAGUGAUGGUCGACCCUAAAACGUUAUUUGCUCUGUUGGCUACACCAGCAUGCUUAGAAAAAUAGUGUAUUGUUGCUUGCAAUUGUAGAAAUACAGAAGAUACCGUUUGGGUCUCGUUUGAAUUGAGUAAAAUCAAGGAACUUAAGUUCUAUUCCUCUUCACCGGAACGAUGUCCCUAAGUUUUUCACUCUGAACGUGUGUGACAGUGUUGAUACUAAAAUAAUAUUUGCAUUAUUGACUGAUUACCAAAGGAUUAGCUCUCACUUAAAAUCUUCACAACUAUGAAAACAGCCGAAGAAUGUGCUACUAAAGGAGGAUCUUCAAGUGGAUCUUGCGCCCAAGGAUUUGGUGUUUGUUGCGUUUUCAGUCUAGCUUGUGGCGGAACCACCUCUGAAAACUGCACCUAUCUCGUUCAAGCGAGUACAUCCACGCCCACGGCCGAUCCGUGCACGUUCACGAUUUGCAAAUGUUCAUCAAACAUUUGCCGGAUCAGACUGGAUUUCACGACGUUUUCCAUUGCUGGACCAACGGUAGGAACCGCCUCCGUUGGCGCAAACACUGACACUAUCAAUGGAGGAGCUAUUGGAGACUGUACCUCGGAUAGCUUCAGUGUCACCUCUCCGGGAAAUAAUGGAUCACCGUUGAUUUGCGGCUUCAACACGGGUCAACACAUGAUUGUGGAUUCUUCUGCCCUUUGUCACAAAGCCUCAUUCGGUUUCAGUGGAACUGCAGUUAGCCGUCAAUUUGACAUCAAGGUGACCCAAUUUGCUUGCGGAGAUGAAAGGGGAGGACCACCGGGUUGUCUGCAAUACUUUACUGGAAAUACCGGAAAAUUUGCGAGCUUCAACUUUCCGACCACCGGAACAGCCGUCACUGCUGAUGUGACACAUUUGUCAAACCAGUGUUACACCAUGUGCUUUCGGCAAGAGAUGGGCAAAUGUGCCAUUUGUUAUAAUACAGUAAUUACAGGCGAUCCUACCGAUGCUAACAAACAAGGCUCAUUUGGUCUGUCAAUCAGUUCAGCCGCAAUUGCCAAAGCCGCGGUCGACCUUGGUUGCUCCCAAGAUUACCUUCAGAUUCCUGGCAGUGGAAGCGACGUUGGUGACGCUGCUGACGCAUUUGAUCCAAGCACGAUUCCGGCCAUUCUUCAUGAACGCAUUUGUGGACGUUUCUUCGGCUAUACCGCCGCCGGCACUGGAGCGCUAAAUAAUGAUGAGUCGAUUUGCAGUGCACAAAAGCCAUUUCGUGUGGUUUUCAAAACGGACUCUGAUGAAGCUUUGGGCGCUGGCACAGACGCUAUUGCUAGCGAGCAAAAAGAAUCCCCUGCAGGAAUAAUUGGAUUCCACUUGAACUACGCUCUCCAAGAUUGUUAAAAUUUGCCAAGCAAACCGAUGGAAAAUACCCGUAUUAUGUUUUAGUUUUAUUACAAUGCCCAUUUUUGUGAAAGUGAACCAUGUAUAUGUACGAAAUAAAUUGAAUAUGUAACUCCACCCAA
Molecule: messenger RNA, 1898 nt
Organism: Tigriopus californicus
Lineage: Eukaryota; Metazoa; Arthropoda; Copepoda; Harpacticoida; Harpacticidae
Exons: 12
Coding region: 685-1776 (363 amino acids)
Source: RefSeq, a predicted model, not a curated record